UCGAAUCGAAUUCUUCUUCGCUACGUAUUGUUUCAGGCCUUCAUGUAUAAAUGGGCGGAGCUGAGCUGAGCUGAGCUGAGCAGAGCACUCCAUCUUGCCUUUUGACCGUAGUCCAACUUCCCAUUCCUCUUUAUCUCCUCGAUGUCUCGUGUCUUGUUGUUGCAGAAUUUGGUUUCCUUCUUCCUCUGCCUGCUUCUCCAUUCUCUGACAGGAGAAGGUGUCGCAUUCACAUUCGUGAAUAGAUGCGGCGCCACGAUCUGGCCGGGCGUUCUGUCCGGUUCAGGCAGCCCGAGGCUGGAGACCACCGGCUUCGAGCUCCCCGCCGGCUCCAGCCGUACGCUGCCGGCCCCUUCCGGCUGGUCCGGCCGCUUCUGGGCCCGCACCGGCUGCUCGUUCGACGCGGCCGGCCGCGGCUCCUGCGCCACCGCCGACUGCGGGUCCGGGCAGGUGGAGUGCAACGGCGCAGGUGCCGCCCCCCCGGCGACCCUCGCGGAGUUCACGCUCGACGGCAGCGAUGGGAGGGACUUCUACGACGUGAGUCUCGUGGACGGCUACAACCUGCCGAUGCUGGUGGAGGCCGCCGGCCGGGAGGGGUGCGCCGCCAGUGGGUGCGCGGCGGACCUCAACCGGCUGUGCCCGGCGGAGCUGAAGGUCGGGCACGGCGACUCGGCGGCGUGCCGGAGCGCGUGCGGGGCCUUCGGGCGGCCCGAGUUCUGCUGCAGCGGCGAGUACGGCAGCCCCGACAGGUGCCGGCCGUCCGCCUACUCGCAGAUGUUCAAGUCCGCGUGCCCGCGUUCCUACAGCUACGCCUUCGACGACGCCACCAGCACCUUCACCUGCGCCGGCGCUCAGGGUUACUCCAUCACCUUCUGCCCCGAGUCCUCCCCGAGCCAAAAAGCCACCAUGAAUCCUUCACCGACAACAACAGAACCAGUGCUGGAAUAUGGCUCUUGGCUGGCAAGCUUGGCCUCCGGAGAUGCGAACCCAGCAAGGAGAAGAGCUAAUUCCUUCCUCCUCCUACUACUACUAGUACUACUACCAUCAGCAGUCACUGCGACUCUCCUGUUUGCUUUCUCGUAAAUGUGGAAAGCUCACUCUCUUUGGGGUGUCAGAACAAAGGCACACACUACCUUGGACAAGAUAAAAGGAGUUGGGUCGUCUUCAAUACAAAGCUGAAGUGGCGGAGCAUCAACGAUCGUAGGGAAACAUUGUUCUCUUCCAA
Molecule: messenger RNA, 1222 nt
Organism: Musa acuminata AAA Group (dessert banana)
Lineage: Eukaryota; Viridiplantae; Streptophyta; Magnoliopsida; Zingiberales; Musaceae
Product: thaumatin-like protein 1
Exons: 3
Coding region: 142-1080 (312 amino acids)
Biological process (GO): defense response
Cellular component (GO): extracellular region
Source: RefSeq, a predicted model, not a curated record